Aspergillus melleus is the source of this 1959-nucleotide messenger RNA. It is a transcript of the gene TFC1, whose product is annotated as transcription factor TFIIIC subunit TFC1. Bases 1 to 1959 code for a protein of 652 amino acids. The record is from RefSeq and is a predicted model, not a curated record. NCBI's taxonomy places the organism in Eukaryota, Fungi, Ascomycota, Eurotiomycetes, Eurotiales, Aspergillaceae. Gene Ontology annotation, cellular component: transcription factor TFIIIC complex. Gene Ontology annotation, biological process: transcription initiation at RNA polymerase III promoter. The transcript has 5 exons.
AUGGACCCCAACCAAACAUCAGAAUGGCACGGCCCUAGAACAGCCCCCUUCUACACAGUCCCAUCCCGACAACUUGUCAGCGUCGAACAUCCCGCCAUUAUCAAAGAUGUCGACAAAGCGAUUGACACCCUGCAAGGCAACGCAGGAAUCUCCAAGAUCCUCAACCCCCCAAAGGCCGAUGCAUCGGCAAACCUCCUCUUGCGGCCGGAGGACGCCAUGUCCCGACCCUUGCAGUCGACUAGCUCGGCGUCCAGUAACGUCUUGCUCAAGGUGACGGUGCCUAAGCGAACGGGACGCAAGAGGAAGAAGGGAUCCGAUGAGCCAUUCUCCGGGGUCGCCGUGACGACUAUUAAUCGCGAGCCACAGCGGCCUGGGGCGAGGCAUCUGCUAAGGACGCUCCGGGAUACGGAGGGUAGGUAUCAGGUCGAGCCAGUAGGGUCGAUCAAUCGCACGCAUGUGUUUCGAGGGAUGCCGGAUUUUGUGUAUUCGACCGCGCGGAGCGAGUUCAGUAAUCGGUUUCGGGAGAAGAUUUUGUCGUUUGACUACGAUAAGAUGAGAGAAUGGGAUCUGGACAUGACCAAAGGAGUCAUCUCAAAUGUGGACAUUAUCCCUCCUCCAUCGUUCAGCCAUGGAGAUGUGCCGUUCGGCUACAUCUACCACCAAAAUCCCACCGUCCGCCAAUCCGUCGACACCUCCGGCAACGUUACCACAGUGAACACGCAAACCGCCUCUAAAAUCAUGACCUUCCUCGUCCCCUACGACAUCCCUACCGUGCCGUCCGCCCCACGCGACACCCUCCCGGCAAUCAGCACGCUCGACAAGUCCCUCCAAGAGACCAUCUCGACCGUCCAAUCCCUCUUCCAAGACCGUCCCGCCUGGACCCGCCGCGGCCUCCGCAACAACAUCACCUCGUCCGAGCAGCGCUACCUCCUCCGCUACGCCGUCCCCUACGUCGGAUACAUCUUCCGCUCGGGGCCGUGGCGCGACGCCAUCAUCAAAUUCGGCCACGACCCCCGCUCCUCCCCGGACUACCGCCACUACCAAACCGUCAUGUUCCGCAUCAUUCCUCGGGAGCCGGAACUCGCGCGCGACGGCGGCCACGGGAGGAGACAUACCUUCGCUCGCCCGAACGAUUCCUUCGCCUCCGGCUCCACCGUCGAUCCUAUCAUCCCCGACAGCCACAUCUUCACCGGCACGUUGCCUCUCCACGCCGACGGCCGCAUCUGGAUGCUCUGCGACGUCGCCGACCCGCUCCUCAAAUCCAUCCUCUUCCCUGAAUCCUCUACCUCCUCGUCUCCGCCAGAAAACUUCCUCCGGCAAACCUGCGACCCCGUAACAGACGGGUGGUUCGGCAACGGCACGCUCGCAAAAGCCAAAGCCAUCAUGCGCAACAAAGUCCUCUCGCUCCUCGACAACACCGUCCCCGAGGACGCGGACUUUGCGAAAAUCCUCCAGUUCCCGGAUCAUGUGGACUUGGAAGACGUGGUGCGGGUGUUCGCGGUGGAUCCGAAAGAAGCCACGCCCAAGGAUUUGGCGCUGGCGACGGAGGUGAGGGCCAUGUUGAAGGGGUCGGCGAAUUGGAAGGAGAGGACGAGGGAGGCGGAGGAGAUGGAGAUGGAGCUUGAGAGGGGGGAGGGGCAGCAGGAGGGAGGGGAGGAAGGAGAGGAGGGACCAGGUUCUGGGGAGGGGGCUAGAAUAGAGCCUGGGAGGAGAGUUCAGUGGCAGGAUGGUGGUGGUGAAGCGGGUGGAGUGGACGGGGAGGAAGAAAGUCAAGGGGAAGAAGAAGCCAUCGAGCAGGAGGAGAUUCUAGAAGCGCAGGCAGCAGCCGCGGCGGAAUCGGUGAACGCGGCAAUUGGAGAACAAGUAUCGGCACCGCAGGACGAAGAACAGAGUUCUGAGGAGGACGAGGAUGAGAUGGAGAGGAGAAGAAGGGCCAAAGGAAAAGGUCGACAGCUAUAG